Molecule: messenger RNA, 585 nt
Organism: Penicillium canescens
Lineage: Eukaryota; Fungi; Ascomycota; Eurotiomycetes; Eurotiales; Aspergillaceae
Product: tetratricopeptide repeat protein
Exons: 1
Coding region: 1-585 (194 amino acids)
Molecular function (GO): protein binding
Source: RefSeq, a predicted model, not a curated record
AUGGUGCCCGAAACUGAGAGCGAGCACUGGAACGAUGUGUUAAGAAAGCCGGCCGUGACAACAGACAACGCGGAAGACCACAGACUGAUUGUCGAGGAUAUCAUAUCCAGGCAUGGUAUAGAUGAUUCUUUGAGUCUGUUCGCCAUGGACCGUCUUGCAAUGGUGUACUGGUAUGAGGGUAUGCGACACGACGCUAUCGAGAUUCAACGAAAAGCUCUCGACUGUCGCGAAGAGGUAGAUGGGCCUGAGGACACUUUCAACCUUUUCUCCAUGGAUGCCUUAGGCUUCAUGUACUUUGAAGAAGGUCAAUUCGAACAGGCUGAGAAGGUCCUCCUUCAAAGUAUGGAGUUACGAGAACAAGCUGGUCAUUGUAACGCUUCUAGGACGUUCAAGGCCAAAAUGCUACUUCAGAAGACAUAUGAAAAACAAGGCAAGACAAAGGAUGCUCUGAAAACCUUGUGGGAACUCUUGGAGACUCUGUCAAAUGCAACGGGUAUGGAAGGAGAGAGAGAGGACGCUCUGGGAAAUCUUUACGUACUUUUGGGGUCGCUUUCCAGAGCAACUGGUGCGCAGUUUACACUUUGA